Messenger RNA from Cryptotermes secundus, 3913 nucleotides. RefSeq names its product protein stum (gene stum). The record is from RefSeq and is a predicted model, not a curated record. The transcript is spliced from 7 exons. Bases 595 to 2937 code for a protein of 780 amino acids. Gene Ontology annotation, cellular component: sensory dendrite. Lineage: Eukaryota; Metazoa; Arthropoda; Insecta; Blattodea; Kalotermitidae. Gene Ontology annotation, biological process: sensory perception of mechanical stimulus; taxis; proprioception.
CUCCGGGCGGUGGCCAUGGAAUCUUUCCCUGUCAUGAGGUUGAUGAGGAUGUUGAAGGAAGUGAAUGUUUGGUUUCAUCAAAAGUAGACAUAUUCAAGUUUAGCCCACUGUGAGAGAUAAAUGUACUUCAUGUGAAUAUAGAAAAAUGACAAACUACGUACCGGAUCCAAAACCGUGCACUGUGAGCGGGUGUGCAACAGAACGUAUUCUUUACCAAGUUACAGACCUUCCCAGCUGCUUGUGUGAGUUCAUCUUCAGGCUGAAUGUACAUAAGAAGAAAUCCGACACCGAGAGAAGGGGGUGUGUUGUCUUUCUUACAAGUGGAUCGCUUCAAAUUUAGCCGAGUUUAAGAAACUCUCUUCCGGUCUAUUCUGGUAGCGAGACACUGCACUUGAUUCUGAGAUGUGUUGGUGUGAUGUGACAACUUGACUCUGUGCUGAAUGUAAAAUUCCAAGCAUAAUUACUACUGUGGGAACCAAGGAAGUGACGUCAGUCGUUCAUUUCCAGGCAGCUGACCACACGACAGGAGCACCUGUCUGCUCGCUCACUCGCCAUCAAACCCGCGGCGCGCCAGGCAACAUGCGCUGACCAGCAAUGCAGCCUCCGGGGACUCCAGUCCGAUCCCGCCAACAACUCUCCUUGGACGACUUCGACUACGGAUACUUCGACUAUGAUCGGCCACGGCGCCAGAGACAAGAUGAAACUAGCACCGGACGUGCGACGCCGAACGCCUUCACAGUUCUGCCGCCACUACCGCCGCCAACACCGAGUCCACCACCGGCGCCCACACCCUACAAGUUCACCUCGCCCACGCGUCGUCAGAAAAAAGCAUCGUUUGUAAUUCUCAAUGAUCAGGAGCCUCAGUUGCCCGGAUCCGCGAGGUCUAUCCGCGUUCCAUUGCCCGGCGAAAGCAAGAAUCUCCUUCCUCAAGGGAAGUCCCGGAUACCGCGGUCACAACCAGUGUCACGUGACCCCUCUCCUUCCAGCAAGCGUCUUAUAACACAGAAGCGACGUGCGUCCGUGUCACAUGUCAAGAGUAACUUGCCGCCAAAAAGCAAACCAGCCUCCCCCAAGACUGUAAGGAAGACAAGCGUGAAAAGGCAGCGGGAUGACUCGAUAACGAAACAUCCAGCGGCGGGGGAGAAAGAUGCGCAUCCAUCACCCUCGCGCAUCCCCCGGCCGCCUGCAGCGAGGGGGCGCAAAUCGCCUGCGCCUUCCCGCGAACCAUCGCCGGCUAGAAAGAACAGCAAAGUAGCUCCCCAGAAGAAAAGCCCGUCCCCGACUGUUAACAAGCAACAACCCAUCUUACGCAAGAACAGCAACUUGAAGCCGUUGGCAGGGAAGCCACCGCUUCCACCAGGCAGCAAAGGAAAGCCAACAGGGGCUGAAGUGAGGAAACUCAGCUCGAAACCCGCGGCAAAUAAGAGUAAAACCGACGCGUCAUCCUCUUCAGGGCCGGCCAAGACAGAAUCCACAUCUGCCACAGAGAACAUGAUGACAGCCACAGAUUCUUCUUCGAAACCAGAUUCCGAAGUCCCGAAUAACAAUGCCAAGUCUGAAGUGGAGCCCUCCAAGGGCUCUGCAGAUUCAGAAACGUCCCUGGAAAAACGUGUCGGCGUAAAUCUGACUAUGGCUUCAGCUCCAGCCGCGUCCGUCGCCCCGGCCGUGACCAGUCCGGGCGAACAAGCCACUACAAGCACCACAACCGCCACUCCCGAUACUUCCAGCACGCUUGUGUCCAGCACUACAGCCCCAUCACUCGAGCUGGCCAAACCCUCGAGCGAACCAGAGACUGCGGCGCCAACAAAGUCUUCCAGUGCAGGUAGCAGCACGUCGGCAGCGUCUGACAAACCCUCUGCAGCUGUCGCGGUGUCCAUGGAGUCCGUGAGGUCCGCGGACUCGGUGGCCACCGUGAGGGCAGCGAGUUCUCCGCAUCCCAAGAAGAAAGCCACCGCGGACGAUGUGGCGAUCAGUGAGGCUGUCAUUAAGGGUGACCCCGACCUGGAGUCGCUCAGCCCCAACACACAGCAGCUCCAGCCGCAAGACUCCGUUCCAGGGUUGUUGGUCGCAGAGACAACUUCGGCCAGCGUCGAGGCGCCGCUGCCGGCGACGCCUCAGUCUGCUAGAGCCGGCAUAAUCUCCCGGCUGUGUCCCUGCUGUCACAAGUUCUCCACCUGCCUCAAGAAAAUGGAUUGCCGCAAGUGUUUCCCCAGCAAGUCAAUUGCUGGUUCCAAAGUCGGGAUUCUCGAUGGUUCCAAGGCAGGAAUGAUCGGGGGGUCAAAGGUCUCCGUGGAAGAAGGAUCGAGGUCAGGGCCUCUGCUCCCACCAGCAGGGAAAUUCGCAUGGCUGAGGAAGCUCAUCUGCUCCUGCAGCAGGAAAGGCGGCAAAUGCUGCAGUUGCUGCAAGAAGGCGGAUUCAGAGACCGCCGAUGGCGGGCGCAGAAGGAGCAAUGCCACAAGCCGGAUGUCCAAGAAGCAGAGUCGGUCCUCCAGCACCGCCGUUGAGGUGGACACGAGACCGAAGCUGGAUUCCUCGCUGGUGGAGAGUGGGUCCAUGAUGAGGGGUGCUAUUCCUGUAUUCCCUAUUCCUCUCGCAUGGAUCUGUCUCUUCUUCAACAUUUUUGUUCCUGGUCUCGGAACUCUGUCAAGUGGGUUCUUUUGUUUGUGUUUUGGAAAGCCACGCUUUGGUCCCCACGAUGAUCUCCAGGGGCGCAUGGGUUCCUUAGUGGUGAAUCUGAUGGUAGGGGCUGCACAAUUAUUCACGGUCAUCUUCUGUCUUGUUGGCUGGGGCUGGAGCAUAUGGUGGGGCCUCAUCAUGCUCAGAAUUGCAAAGAAAUACCGGAAGCUGAAACUGGCAGAAGCGGCAAAUCCCGAGGGCCACCUUGCUGCACCGGUCACUCAGAACCAUGAUGUCGAACGAGGCCGUCAGGUCCUGUAGAUGGCAUCAUCUAAAUCCUACUUAUUUUUGUACUUAUUGUUACAUAUAUAUACAUAAAAUUGCACACGCACAAUAAAGAUUUUUGGAAAAUAUUUUUUAAUUAUUUGUACCUAUUUCUAAACCUAGACAAAUAAUUCAGUCCAUACUCUGCUGAUGAUGCAUCAGUUGUUAGCACGUAUAUUGCGAAACCUAACACCACAGGUUCCACAAGAAGCUUGUUUCUAAAAAUUUUGCUUAACACACAUGCAAAAAUUACCGCUGUACCUUCGAUAAGAAGCAGGCAGUGUCAAGGCUCGAAUAUCUUGCAUGUUCGGUCAAUUACUUUGGCUGGUGGCCCAUGUCACCGCCUUAGGCCACACAUCUCCAUCGAUCUAAAACUGUAAAUAUUCUAUUUAUAUCUUCCAUCUGGACAUAGAGGAAGUUUGGGGUGCAUAUUUAAGGCUAUUUAGAGAUUUAAACUUGACAUACAUUGCAGUGGAACUUGGGGUUCUCACACCGGUGACUACAGGGUACAAUCUUCUGCCUCCAUAUCAUGGGUUGAAAAAUUCGCCAAGAAAUAAAACCAGAAAUAAGGACGUAUGCAACAAGAGGCACUGAGAUCCUCCAAAACUUUGGUCAGCUCCUACAGAGAACUACACAGCAUUACGUGCCAGAUGGUAACCAUGUUCUCUUCCCUCUAAACAUCAUUUACCACAUAUUGUGGUAUAUACACCAGCAAAGGUAUGCUGGAAUCUUUCUGAGUACAGACAAACUAGAUGAUUUCAUUACAGGUGGCAUACUAAUUAAGAGCUGAGGAAGGUCAAUAUUUUACCAUUACAUAGCAUGCAUAGCCUCCAUUCUAUUACAGUUUAACCCUAAAAUGAUUCUUAAUCUUAACCUACAAUACCUAUGUACGUUUCAUUUUUGAAGAGGUCAUCAUCAGUAAUCUGUCAGACGACAGGUCCACAGUCUCUUCCAAUACAAUUCCUCCACUUAA